This is a messenger RNA of Arabis nemorensis, 552 nucleotides long. The record is from the annotation of a GenBank genome assembly. NCBI's taxonomy places the organism in Eukaryota, Viridiplantae, Streptophyta, Magnoliopsida, Brassicales, Brassicaceae.
AUGGAGGUAUUAGUCUCUCUACUUCAGUCUCGACACAAGGAGAUUCUGCUAUCUGAACGCGCUACUUUUGCUUCACCCUGGCUAAUAAACAUAAUACUCAGCAAGCAGUGCGCAUUAUGUGCUGCAAAGAACAAGAAGUUGCUUGGUUGGGAUGAGCGGUUUAGGACUUAUGUGAACGCAUCUGAUGCUCAGUGGCUUGAAGAAGUGGAAACAGUUUAUGUCCCAAUGGUUUUGGAUGACAAGCAUUGGGUUGGCUUAGCAAUCAAUUUGAAGAUGUGGCUAAUUGAAGUCCUAGCCACAUCUUCAAGAAGUGAACACGGAACCCAGCAACACAGGUACAAGCCGUUUAUGUUACAGCGCGCAAGAGGCCACUACAAGAACAUCCAUUCUGGUGAUUGUGGCCCACUAGCGAUGAAGCUUUUGGAGUUGCAUGCCAAUGGUGUCAAUAACGACGAAAUCACCAAUUUAACAGAUGUGAAAGUUAAUGAGCUUAGAAAGGCCUACGCGAUGGACAUAUACACAGAGGUUGUCCUUCCUCUGUAUUUCCCUUAA